Molecule: messenger RNA, 1378 nt
Organism: Neofelis nebulosa (Clouded leopard)
Lineage: Eukaryota; Metazoa; Chordata; Mammalia; Carnivora; Felidae
Gene: NUDT8
Product: nudix hydrolase 8
Exons: 5
Coding region: 197-829 (210 amino acids)
Molecular function (GO): coenzyme A diphosphatase activity
Source: RefSeq, a predicted model, not a curated record
GCCCCGCCUCUUGUGCGGGUCUCGCCCCCAAGGGCACAGCCGACGCCGCGGCGGAGCCCCGCGGGGCGGGGCGGGGCGACUCCUCCCACGGCCCCGCCCAGCUUCCCCGGAGACCCCGAGCGCUAGUGCUGCCUGCCCCCUCCCCUUCCUUCGCCUGGCGUGGCGCCCUCGGGGUCCCGGGUGCGCCCGGCCCGACAUGCCGCCCCACUGCCUGUCAGCGGAGGACGAGCAGCGCUGCCGGCGGCUGCUGGCAGGGGCCACUGCCCGACUCCGCGCGCGGCCCGCGGCGGCCGCCGUGCUCGUGCCGCUGUGCUCGGUGCGCGGGAUCCCAGCGCUGCUCUACACGCUGCGGUCCAGCCGCCUGGCCGGGAGGCACAAGGGCGACGUCAGUUUCCCAGGUGGCAAGUGGGACCCCACUGACCAGGACGUGGUACACACAGCCCUGAGGGAGACCCGUGAGGAGCUGGGCCUUACUGUGCCUGAAGAGCAUGUGUGGGGCAUCCUGCAGCCUGUGUAUGACCAGCAAAAGACCACCGUGGUGCCAGUGCUUGCCGGUGUGGGCCCCCUGGAUCCCCAGAGCCUCAGGCCCAACCCUGAGGAGGUGGACAAGGUGUUUGCCCUACCCCUGGCCCACCUGCUGCAGGAGCAGAACCAAGGCUAUACCCACUUCUGCCAGCGUGGCCACUUCCGCUACACUCUGCCCGUCUUCCUGCACGGGCCACACCGUGUCUGGGGUCUCACGGCCAUCAUCACAGAGUUCACCCUGCAGCUGCUGGCACCCGGUGCCUACCAGCCCCGCCUGGCCCUCCCUAAGUGCUCCACGGGCUGAAGGCCUGGCCAGAAUCUCUACUCUGCCGGCAUGAGAAGUGAGGAGAGGGCAACGGCUCUCGGACGGCACAGCAUUAGCCUCCCAUCGACAGAAAACAGAGCUUCUGUCUCUGGCCAUCCAACCCAGAAUUGUACUUCGUUGGGCCUCCCCGAGCCUGUCACCUGGCCUGCUGUCUUUGGAAUUCCCUAGGCGGCAGGGUCUGGGGGCACAGUCCCAGGGAGGAGGAUGAGCCUCCCAGACGGAGACUGUGGAAAGGGCAGUCCCCGCAGGACUGCUGGGAAGAGAGAGAAGGGAAGGUCGAGCAGGUAAAAAAGCAGCCAGGUUCGCCUACAGAGUGACCUUGAAACCAAAGGUGAGCAAGAACAGGCCACGUCAAAGGGCACAGGGGGGAAGUGGGGGCAGAAGGAGCAGCACGUGCACAAAGUUCGGGGUCCUGGAGGAAACAAGAUGAACAGGGCGGAGAGUCGGGGAGGGGCCUCGCCACUCAGGGGCCACCAUGGUGUGCCAAGGGGACGAGCUUCAGUGGUGACUUAGGAUUUUGUUCCAGGU